Messenger RNA from Caenorhabditis elegans, 1409 nucleotides. RefSeq names its product Ketoreductase domain-containing protein (gene dhs-28). Gene Ontology annotation, cellular component: cytoplasm; peroxisome. NCBI's taxonomy places the organism in Eukaryota, Metazoa, Nematoda, Chromadorea, Rhabditida, Rhabditidae. The record is from RefSeq and is marked reviewed. The transcript is spliced from 6 exons. The coding region runs from base 8 to 1318 and encodes 436 amino acids.
AAACAAAAUGUCUCUUCGUUUUGACGGAAAAGUUGCUAUUGUCACUGGAGCUGGAGGUGGUCUUGGCAAGACAUAUGCUCUUGAACUUGCCAAGAGAGGAUGCAAAGUUGUUGUAAACGAUCUUGGAGGAGAUAGACAUGGAACUUCAUCCUCUUCAUCAAUGGCUGACAAGGUUGUUCAAGAAAUCAAAUCAGCUGGAGGACAAGCAGUUGCCAAUUAUGACAGCGUUGAGUUUGGAGACAAAAUCGUAAAAACCGCCAUCGACAAUUUUGGAAGAAUUGAUAUUGUUAUCAACAACGCUGGUAUCCUUCGUGACGUUUCUUUCCUCAAGAUGACCGAGCUUGAUUGGGAUCUUAUCUUCAAGGUCCACGUUAAGGGAGCCUAUGCUGUCACCAAAGCCGCUUGGCCAUACAUGAGAGAUCAGAAGUACGGGCGUAUUGUGGUCACCUCUUCCAAUGCCGGAGUUCACGGAAACUUUGGACAAGCCAACUACGCUGCUGCCAAAAGUGCUCUCAUUGGUCUGUCAAACUCUCUCGCCCAAGAAGGUGCAAAGUACAACAUUUUGGCAAAUACCCUGGUCCCAACAGCCGGAUCUAGACUUACCGAGACUGUCAUGCCACAGAAUCUCGUUGAUGCUUUGAAACCAGACUAUGUCACCCCACUCGUGACAUACAUGGUGCAUGAUUCUUUCGAAGAGUCCGGAAAAGUUUUUGAAGCUGGAGCUGGAUGGUACGGAACUAUUCAAUAUUACAAAUCUAAAGGAAAGGUUAUUUCACACGCAUCAGCUGAUGACAUUGCCAAGAACUGGUCAACCAUCACCAACAUGAACGGAGCCGAGUACAUCGGAACCAUCACUGAGCAGAGUGCUAGACUUGUCUCAAUCCUGGAAGAGCACGAAGCUUCAUCUGGAAGUAGCAGUGCUUCUUCUGGUGCUUCUUCUGGUGGUGCUUUCCCCUCAAACAUCAGGAGUAGUGCACUGUUCCAGGAAAUGGCUGAUGGUGUGAAGGCUGACCCAACUGCAGUAAAAACUUUGAAAUCGAUUGUCCUUUACAUCAUCACUGACGGAAAGAACGAGCUUGGAAAAUUCACUCUUGACUUCAAAAGUGCAUCUCCAUCCGUGUACUUGGGUGAUGUAAAGAACGGAGAAAAAGCUAACGCGACGGUCACUGUUGCUGAUAGCGAUUUUGUUGACAUUGCAGCCGGAAAAUUGAAUGCUCAAAAGGCAUUCAUGAGCGGAAAACUGAAAGUGAAGGGAAACGUAAUGCUUCUUCAGAAACUUCAAACCGUUCUUGAAAAGGCGAAGAAGUCAAAAUUGUAAACAGACAGAAGCGUUCAAUUUUGUAAAUUAUAUUGAGUCAGAAUGAUUAAUUAUUGAUAUUGAGUACAUUUAAUAAAACAUUUCAAUGACA